Messenger RNA from Linum tenue, 1608 nucleotides. Lineage: Eukaryota; Viridiplantae; Streptophyta; Magnoliopsida; Malpighiales; Linaceae. The record is from the annotation of a GenBank genome assembly.
AUGAGCGUCGCCGGCUGUAAUAUCUCGGCGGCAACCUUAUCCUCCCCUUCGUCCGGCCCAAACCCUAAUUCAAGAUUCCGAGUCCCUCUAGCUUCCUCUCAAUUUUACCCAAAUACUAGGUUUAGCGGCGGAGCUCCCGUCUCCCUCAGCUUGGCUAGUCGAAAUCUUCGGCCGAGGAGCGCAAAAGUUCGAGCUUCAGCGGACAAUACGGCCAAUCGGAUUGAGAAAUUGGUGAGCCGGCUGCCUAAUGGUGCUCUCGCCGCCGACAAGAUAUUCAGACUCAUCGCCGGCGCCACCGCCAGUCCCAUCGCCCAGUACAUUUCUUCACCCACCACGUUUCUCCAUUCCGUCGACCCUAGAAUCAAACUGAUAUGGCUGCUGGCUCUUGUUGUCCUGCCAGCAAGAUCGCACAUAGUAAUGCGAUUCGGAUUGGUCGCCUAUUUGGCUGCUCUAUCGAUUAUCGUCCUCCCUCGCAAUGUCUGGAUGGAUCAAUUGGGAAGGGUUUCACUGCUAUCCGGGAUUCUGUUCUUGAUGCUAGGGUUUGGUUCGGAUUCUGUACCUCCACUUGUGCAGUUGAGAACUCCACCGGCUACUGUAACAGGGUUGCCUAACCUUCCACAGUCUUUGCAAGGUUACUCUUACUUGAUUCUGAAGCUAGGUCCUCUGCAAUUUACGAGGAAAGGCUUGUCAGUUGCGAGCACAGCUGCAUGCUUAACCUUCACUAUCUUUCAAAGUGCUAGCCUUUGCCUUGCAACUACAACACCAGAACAACUAGCGUCUGCUUUGCGUUGGUUCCUGCUUCCGUUGAGAUACUUGGGUGUUCCGGUUGCUGAAAUGACACUAACCCUAAUGCUCUCCCUGCGAUUCAUCAAUCUUGUCUUCGACGAGGUGAGAAAUGUAGCGCUUGGAAUUGUGUCUCGUAGGAUCAACUGGAAGCUACUGACUGUCAUGGAGACAAUCGAAAUUCUUGCUUCCUACAUUCGACGCAUCUUCAAGAACAUCUUCAGCCACGCAGAGCAGAUAUCUCAGGCGAUGAUUGUGCGAGGUUUCAGAGGAGACAGCAAUGCUCAUAAGAUCUACUUCUUAUCAGACUCGUCACUGGGGAUGGCUGAUUUCAUUUCGUUGCUGUUCCUCGUUGGUGUUGCCAGUGGUGCUGUUUUGUCUGAUCGCUUUCUCAUAUGAGGCCCAGUUGGCCCAAAAGACACCAUCAGAAGCCAUUUUAACAGUAACUGAUUGAUCCGUGUCUCGCUAUAUCGAUUGAUUUUGAAGGAUGUUGAUUAAUUUUCCGAGAGGCGGAACUACAAUAUGGAUGCAGAGAAUUUCAGGUUGCAAGUUCAAGACCUUGGGAAUUGGUAAAAGAUCUGUGAAACUAAUCUGUGGGGAGACGAUCUGUGGAGCAGACUGACUGUAGGAUGUGCAACAAUCCGGUCUAUAUUUUGGAUUGAGCCGAUGCUUACUGAUAGAUCUCUAAGCACGUAAAAUAAUAAACGAAACAGUUGGUUAGUGAUAAAUCGCUAACGGCAUAACCGUUUAUCACCUUAUCACCUCUAUUUCAGUGUCCAUGAAACCGUACCGGCGGUUCAACCACGAAAUACCAAUAUCGGAGGC